This is a messenger RNA of Cryphonectria parasitica EP155, 1272 nucleotides long. Its product is annotated as DUF1212-domain-containing protein. The record is from RefSeq and is a predicted model, not a curated record. NCBI's taxonomy places the organism in Eukaryota, Fungi, Ascomycota, Sordariomycetes, Diaporthales, Cryphonectriaceae. The transcript has 2 exons. Gene Ontology annotation, biological process: transmembrane transport. The annotation marks the transcript as partial. Gene Ontology annotation, molecular function: transmembrane transporter activity.
GCAUUCAUGGCAUAUGGCGCUCCCACACACCGUAUCGAGGAGUACACCCUCCAAAUGUUCAAGGCCCUGGAGAUGGAAGGCCGGGUCAACUACACCGUGGGCUGUACGGAGAUUUCCUUUAUUAACCCUAUCGACCCCGCCGACCCCUUCACAAGAUCCGCCUACACCACCAUCGUCAAGGCCCAGGGGCUCGAUAUCGGUGCCUGCGAGGUUGUCUUCCACCUCUACAAGGACGUCGUACACGGAGAGGUCUCCAUCGAGGACGCGACGCAGUCCCUUGCCACCCUCAUCGCCUCCCCACCGUACUACAAGCCGUGGUGGAUAGUGCCCUUCUAUGGUUGUGCGUCAGCGCUGGCUUGUAUCUGGGCCUACAGCGGAUAUUGGUUGGAUAUGCCCAUUGCCUUCCUGCUCGGCUGCAUCGUAGGCACGCUCCAGGUCAUCCUCGCCGCCAAGAACCCCCUAUACGCCAAUGUUCUUGAGGUCACUGCGGCUCUCAUCACCUCGUUUGGCGCGCGCGCCUUCGCUUCCAUUGGUUCCGCUCAGGAAUACUUCUGCUUCGGCUCCGUGGCCGAGUCCUCCAUCACCACGAUCCUGCCGGGAUAUAUUGUGCUGUGCGGUAGUCUCGAGCUGCAGUCCAAGUCCAUCACCGCAGGAUCUACCCGUCUCUUCUACGCCAUCAUUUACUCGCUGCUUCUGGGUUAUGGCAUGGCCGUCGGCUCGCAGCUGUGGGGCGCCAUCUACCCCGACGCACCCGCCACCGCGACAUGUCCGCGGUCUGUGGAUCCGCGCUGGAAGAUCCUGCUCGUCCCGAGCUACCUGGUCGUCCAGGCUGUCCUUAUUCGCUCCCGCCCGCGUCAGGUCCCCGUGCAGGUUAUUAUCGGCUCGGCGGCGUACACUGUCAACUACUUUGUGUCGCAGUACGCCACGGCCCAGGUGGCAGACACAGCUUCGGCGCUCACGUUGGGAGUGCUGGGCCAUCUUUGGGCAAGGUCGCAGCGAGCUUUUGCAUUUGCGGCCGUGGUUGCUGGCAUAAUGGUGCUUGUACCCUCGGGCCUCUCCGCGCAAGGCGGCUUGAUCACGGGCCUCGAGACGCCCUUGUUCGACAACUCGACCACGAGUGCCGAGUCAAUCUACGAGAAGAACAUAUACCAGAGUUUCAGCGUAGGCGCCCAGAUGAUCACGGUGGCCAUCGGUCUAGCCGUGGGCAUCUUUAUGUCUGCGCUGGUGGUGUAUCCGCUGGGUAGGAAGAACAACGCCCUGUUUUCCUUUUGA